AUAUAGUAACCUUGAGUAAAAAUGACUGUGGAAUAUUAGUUGGUAGUAACAGAAACGAUAAAGAAGUAAAACGUGACCUAUCAAAAGGACUCUUGAAAAAAGAAGCCCUGCAACAUGAAUGCAGAAAAUGGAUGGAAAGACCCACCAAAAUUGAACCUACCAAAGGAAUGCCUAAAGAGAUUGAUGCCGAAAAGGAUAAAUUACGUAGGUGGCAUUCGACAAGAGCCUCACAAUUUGCCGAUAUGAGUCAUAUGCUUGAUUCUUGUGAUCAUGAUAGCAUCAGUGUUGGUAAGAAAGAAUGUAUGAUUACCUGA
Racocetra fulgida is the source of this 314-nucleotide messenger RNA. The record is from the annotation of a GenBank genome assembly. NCBI's taxonomy places the organism in Eukaryota, Fungi, Glomeromycota, Glomeromycetes, Diversisporales, Gigasporaceae.